UCUGUUCACUGCAAGGCGCCAUGUCAUCUUCUCCUACUCACCUCUCGUUUCUAGCCGGACGUUUAUCGCCGCCGUUCUCCUCCGAGCGGGUCGGACUACGGCCUCAAAGAGUAGAGUUUCGUAUCCCAAAGUCCCGGUUCAGUUGCUCAGCGGGACAGAGCGGCUUCUUCUCUCGUCUUGGUAGGUUGAUCAAGGAGAAGGCAAAAAGCGACGUGGAGAAGGUUUUCUCCGGAUUCUCCAAGACUAGGGAGAAUCUAGCAGUCAUAGACGAGCUCCUCCUCUUCUGGAACCUCGCUGAAACUGACCGAGUGCUCGAUGAAUUGGAAGAGGCGUUGUUGGUUUCUGACUUUGGACCGAAGAUCACUGUUAGGAUUGUUGAGAGGCUCAGAGAUGAUAUAAUGUCAGGGAAGCUCAAGUCAGGAACCGAGAUUAAGGAUGCUUUGAAGGGAAGUGUGUUGGAGAUGCUAGCUAAGAAAAACAGCAAGACAGAGCUUCAACUGGGUUUCAGGAAACCAGCUGUUGUAAUGAUCGUUGGAGUGAAUGGAGGUGGGAAGACUACAUCUCUUGGGAAAUUGGCUCAUAGAUUGAAGAAUGAAGGGACUAAGGUAUUAAUGGCAGCAGGUGAUACAUUUAGAGCAGCUGCAAGUGACCAGUUAGAGAUAUGGGCUGAGAGGACUGGGUGUGACAUUGUUGUUGCUGAAGGAGAGGAGAAAGCUAAAGCUGCAACAGUUCUCACAAAGGCUGUGAAAAGAGGGAAGGAGGAAGGUUAUGAUAUCGUACUAUGUGAUACAUCUGGACGUCUUCAUACUAAUUUCAGCUUGAUGGAGGAGUUAAUUGCGUGCAAAAAAGCAGUGGGAAAGGUUGUCUCUGGUGCACCCAAUGAGAUCCUACUUGUCCUUGAUGGAAACACCGGUCUGAACAUGCUUCCACAAGCAAGAGAAUUCAACGAGAUUGUUGGCAUAACCGGUUUGAUAUUGACGAAGCUGGAUGGCUCUGCUAGAGGAGGCUGUGUGGUCAGUGUGGUUGAGGAAUUGGGGAUUCCUGUAAAGUUUAUAGGUGUAGGAGAAGCUGUAGAAGAUCUCCAACCAUUUGAUGCUGAGGCCUUUGUUAACGCUAUAUUCUCCUGAGGCUUUAAACCUAGUUUUUUUCCAGCAGGCAGCCAAGAGACACCUCGUCGGCCAUGAAAAUAGAGCCAUUCCUUCGAAAUUCUUGGCGAUCUUAUGUGGUCAAGCUUCAACAAUUGUUGCCAGUUUUGUUUUUUUUUAACGAUGUGAUGGAUGCUCGUUGGUGCAUGAGAGUGAUCACUUGCACAAGAACAUAACAGAGUCAGAGAAAUUGCUUGUGUCACACUACUA
Molecule: messenger RNA, 1355 nt
Organism: Brassica oleracea var. oleracea
Lineage: Eukaryota; Viridiplantae; Streptophyta; Magnoliopsida; Brassicales; Brassicaceae
Product: cell division protein FtsY homolog, chloroplastic-like
Exons: 11
Coding region: 21-1127 (368 amino acids)
Biological process (GO): SRP-dependent cotranslational protein targeting to membrane
Cellular component (GO): membrane
Molecular function (GO): ATP hydrolysis activity; signal recognition particle binding; GTPase activity
Source: RefSeq, a predicted model, not a curated record